Messenger RNA from Metopolophium dirhodum (rose-grain aphid), 867 nucleotides. RefSeq lists its product as uncharacterized. The record is from RefSeq and is a predicted model, not a curated record. The transcript is spliced from 4 exons. Lineage: Eukaryota; Metazoa; Arthropoda; Insecta; Hemiptera; Aphididae. Bases 1 to 867 code for a protein of 288 amino acids.
AUGCCCGUCGCCCGAAGAAGAAAAAAAAUGACUGAAGCUGUGGUGAGUGGAAAAGAUACCGGCUGCUUAUUCGUUAACAAUGGUAAUGAUUUGUUGACUUUAAAAAAAGUUGUAUCCAAAAAAACACACAAAGACGGUGAAAUACGAAAACUUAAUAAAUCUGUAGACACUAAUGGCAGUGAAAGUGAUACAGAUCGUAAUAUUACUAUCGGUUCAAUUAUCACCCAAGAAGAUCGUGAAUCAGAAACUAUUUAUAUCUUUAAUGAAAAUUCAAAUGAAGCAGAUGUAAAUAACGGUGAAAAAGAUAUUCAAGUAACUCCUUCAAUCAAAUGUCCAGAUGUUCCAUAUUCUCCGAGUGAUUCUUUAUAUGAUAAUGAUUCACAUGAUUUGCAAAAUGAUUAUUCAGAAUUAAAUAAUAUUGGAUCACCUGCGUCUAACUUUAAUAUACCAGUAAGAGCACCAUUACAUUUUUAUAAGGAUUCAGAUACUACGUCUGAGGGUGAUCAUUUUUUACUGGAAAAAGAAGUAUUAAAUAAUAAGCGAAAACGAAAAUUUGAAGAUUUGGCAGAACAAGAUCAAAAGUCUACUAAGAUACUCAAAUUGUGGAACUUGAUGAAAUAUCCUUUCCAAAAAAUAACAUAUGGUACUUUAAUAAGUGAAGAUAAAUCAAAUAUUUCUAUAGCGGAAAUCAUAGCUGAAAGAGAGAAUACCAUAGAACCCGAAUCUGUUGUUUGUGAGAAUAAUAGUGAUGAUGCAAAAACUGAAGAAAAAGAGACUCAAAACAAUUUUGAGGCAGAUGAAGAAAUUGAGGAUACUUCAAUAAAUGUGAAUACACAACCGUUCUGGAAGGACUGUAACAUAAUGUAA